GCAUGAUUCUCAUCAACUCCGCAGCCAAAACUCAUCUCUCUCUCUCUCUCUCUCUCUCAACGCAUAGAUCAGAGAAGAUAGAAAAUGCAGUACCAGAGGACGAGAGAAGCAUGGAGCUCAUACAAGGUGAUGAACAACAACAACACGGCGUUACCGGAGACAGUGAGUCGAAUGGUGUCGGAGAGAGCAGUAGUGAUAUUCAGCGUGAGCACAUGCUGCAUGUGCCAUGCCCUGAAGCGCCUCUUCCGAGGGAUGGGAGUCAGCCCUGCUGUCCAUGAGCUCGACCUCCUCCCUUUCGGUCCCGACCUCCACUCUUCUCUCCUCCGCCUCCUCUCCGCCGCCGGCCUCCCCUCUCCGGCCACUCUCCCUGUCGUCUUCGUCGGCGGCAAACUCCUUGGAGCUAUGGAUGCUGUCAUGGCUUCUCACAUCAACGGCUCUCUUGUCCCGCUCCUCAAACAAGCUGGCGCUCUCUGGCUCUGAUCUUCAUUUUUUUUUCCUCCUAUUUCUGGGAAACGGCAUGUUUAGGAGAAGAGAGUCAAAAUGACAGGUUUUAGGUUAUAGUGGGGAAUUAGGGAUGGGAGGGGGAGGGAGUGCGUUUUGCGUUUGUUUUAAGCUACGCUCUGUAGUAACUCUCCAUUUUGGGUCUAAUCACACUAAUUAUUGACUAAUCAAUCUUUCCAAGUCUCUAAUCGAGUGUUCUAUAUUCCGUUUCCUUCCCUCUCUCUUCCAGUGCUUCGCAGUCGCCAUGUACAGUUCAGA
Messenger RNA from Tarenaya hassleriana, 759 nucleotides. RefSeq names its product glutaredoxin-C8. The record is from RefSeq and is a predicted model, not a curated record. NCBI's taxonomy places the organism in Eukaryota, Viridiplantae, Streptophyta, Magnoliopsida, Brassicales, Cleomaceae. Gene Ontology annotation, cellular component: nucleus; cytoplasm. Gene Ontology annotation, biological process: negative regulation of DNA-templated transcription; anther development. Bases 85 to 480 code for a protein of 131 amino acids. The transcript has a single exon.